CCGAGCCAUAGCCAGGGCAGGGCGCGCGCGGUUUGAGAAUUGAGAGACGCGAAAGGGACCGGCCGCGCGGCGCGCGGCAGGCAGUGCAUCGAGAGGCUGCCUGCGCCCCGCGCCCAAUCCUGAAUAAUCCCCUCCGCCCCCUCCACCCCACGUCUCUCCUCCGCGCGCGCCUCCUCGAUCGCCCGGGGAGCUCGACGCAGAGAGGAUGGCGCCGCUCCACGCCGCCCCGCCGCCGCCGUCCGCGGCCGCCUCGGUCUCCUCCACCUCCUCCGUUCCCCCGGUCUUCGUCGCCAGGCCGUACCACCAUCGCAGGGCGGCGUCCUGCUCCCUCACUGUAGCCGCCGCCGCCGCUCCAUCAAGAAAAGCGUUCCUGUCACGCCCGGAUCACAGCUCGACCCUCGCCCCGCCGCGCACCGCCCGUUCGUCGCCCCCGGCGCUCGUCUCGUCUGUGCAGGACCUGUACGACUUCAUCUGCAGCGGCCCGCUGGUGGAAAGGAUCGGCUACACCAAGGAGAAGAUCGCCGAGUCCAUCGACCGGUGGCUGCGCAGCGGCGUGCAGGUGGCCCGCCUUUUCCGCCUCAACGAGCUCCAGCUAUCGGAGGCCGAGAAGGCCAGGAUAUACCACUUCUACAUCCCCGUCUUCCUCUGGUGCGAGGAUCAGGUCAUCGAGCACAGGGCAAAGUACAGCGAGGGCGACAACAUCCCGCCAUUGGUGAUUGGGGUGAGCGCUCCCCAAGGCAGUGGAAAGACAACUCUUGUUUUUGCACUUGAUUAUCUUUUUCGGGUUGCUGGUAGGAAUUCCGCUACAUUGUCAAUCGAUGACUUCUAUUUGACAGCAAAAGAACAGAAUGAAUUGAGGGACAGAAAUCCUGGAAAUGCUCUUUUAGAGUUCCGUGGAAAUGCUGGAAGCCACGAUCUCCAAUUCUCAGUUGAAACACUUAAGUCACUGAUCAAACUAACAAAGAAAGAUAUGAAGAUGAAGGUUCCACGGUAUGACAAGUCUGCUUUUGGUGGAAGAGGUGAUCGAGCUGAUCCUUCAGUAUGGCCGGAGGUUGAAGGGCCAUUAGAGGUUGUUCUUUUUGAAGGAUGGAUGCUUGGAUUUAAACCUCUUCCAAAUGAAGUUGUAAAAGCAGUGGAUCCUCAGCUCGAGGUGGUUAACAAGAGCCUCCAAGCGUACUAUGAUGCUUGGGACAGGUUCAUCGAGUCAUGGAUCGUUAUAAAAAUAAAGGAACCCAAUUGUGUAUACCAGUGGAGGCUGCAGGCAGAGAUAGCUAUGCGGGCAGAUGGAAAACCUGGAAUGUCUGAUGAGGAGGUUACGGAUUUUGUAUCACGCUACCUACCGGCAUACCACGCAUAUUUGCCCACGUUAUACAAAGAGGGACCAAAUGGCUCAAAGCCAGACCACCUUCUGGUCAUUGACAUAGACCAAGACAGGAAUCCUAUCUGGGGCAGCUGAGUCAUGAAUUCCUGAUGUACAUGCUGAAACGGAUUUUCUGACUCCGUGGUGAAGCUUGGGACCUCUGAUCUUUAUGAAAUCGCUUAUGUAUAGCAAACACCACUGGCCUCUUGUUUCCCAUAGUGCAAAUAUUAUCCUAAACGUGUACAUUUCGUGUAUAUCAAAUUUUGCUAUUUAUUCAAUGAUUUCUGUGUUUAUCCAA
This is a messenger RNA of Phragmites australis (common reed), 1658 nucleotides long. Its product is annotated as D-glycerate 3-kinase, chloroplastic-like. The transcript has 12 exons. Gene Ontology annotation, cellular component: cytoplasm. The record is from RefSeq and is a predicted model, not a curated record. The coding region runs from base 206 to 1456 and encodes 416 amino acids. Gene Ontology annotation, biological process: photorespiration. NCBI's taxonomy places the organism in Eukaryota, Viridiplantae, Streptophyta, Magnoliopsida, Poales, Poaceae.